ACUCUUGGUGGGUAGAUCUGUCAGUGCACUAGCAUGUGCAUUGGGAGUGCGUGAGGACAUUAUCAAGUUGUCUACCCAAUCCUAUAGAUGCACACUAUUGUAGAAAUAAAAGGUACAAGGUCUGGAUAUAGAUGUGGAUACUGCGGAGUUUCUCGUGGAAAAGUUUCGUAUGGGAUGUGGUCCCAUACUAUGACAGUUCAGGACUACCAAGACCUGUUAGAUCGAGGAUGGCGACGGAGCGGGAAGUAUGUAUACAAGCCCAUCAUGAACAAGACUUGCUGCCCACAGUACACCAUCAGGUGUCAUGCCUUGAAGUUUCAGCCAUCCAAAAGCCACAAGAAGAUCCUGAAGAAGAUGAACAAGUUCCUGUUUGUGGGAGAGAUUCCCGAAGGCCAGUGUGAUGGAGAGCCCAUGGACUCUGUGUGUCACGAGAGUGGUCCGGCGCGGGACUCAUCCCAGCUGAGUGCCUCUGAGGUUGAAGGUCCCAUCAACCCUCCCGAUGUGGACAAGGGAGCCGAAACCAACAGUGCCGCCCCGGAACCCCCCAGGCAGGACGCUGGUCCCCCUGCCAAUGCCAAAGCCAUCCGCUCUGCCCCCAUACCAGGUGUGGGAGCAGAUCCCAGCAGGCCUCCGUGUCGGAAGGCCAAGGAGCUCCGUAAGGAGCGGCGCAUGCAGAAGGAGCAGAGACGGCAGCAGGAGGCCGGGGACUCUGCCACCUCCUCCUCCUCCUCCUCAGUGCCCGCUCCAGCUCCUGCCCCUGCUCCCACCACGGCCAACCAGACCAAGUCCCUGGAGGAGUUCCUAUCCGAGACAACUCCUGACUCCCCUCUGCACCGCUUGGAGGUGAGGCUAGUGCCGGUCAGCUUUGAGGAUCCUGAGUUUGUGGCGACCUACGAGCGUUCCGCCGCACUGUACUCCAAGUACCAGCAGGCCAUUCACGGCGAUGACCCGUCUGAGUGUGGUGAGACUGAGUACAAGAGAUUCCUCUGCGAUUCACCUUUGGAGGUGGAGACAGCUGCAGACGGUCCUGAGCUGGGCUACGGCUCCUUCCACCAGCAGUACUGGCUGGACGGGCGGCUGAUUGCGGUGGGGGUCAUCGACGUCCUGCCCUCCUGCGUGUCGUCUGUCUACCUGUACUACCACCCCGACUUCUCCAACCUCUCACUGGGAGUCUACUCUGCACUCAGGGAGAUUGCCUUCACCAGGCAGUUGCAGAAGCAGUCUCCUAAGCUGUGUCACUACUACCUGGGCUUCUACAUUCACUCCUGUCCAAAGAUGCGUUACAAGGGUCAAUACCUGCCUUCGGACCUCCUGUGCCCAGAGACGUUCACAUGGGUGCCCAUAGAGCAGUGUGUGCCACGACUUGACGCCUCAGCCUACGCUCGUCUCAAUCAGGACGGCCAAGCAGUGGACACUCGCGCUCUGCGAGAGCUGGGUCGUGCGCUGGUGCUCUUCCGCCGGACUGUCAUGCCGUACGCCGCCUACACCCGCAAGUGCAAGGGCUCCGGCGACGAGCCCGAGGUGGAGCAGUACGCCCAGCUGGUGGGCCAGCCCUGCGCCGAGAGGAUUCUGCUCUACCGGGCCUGAACUGGGCCCAGGACUACCCUCUCUCACACACACACACACACCUUCCCCUUAGUCACGCUUACGGUAACAGGUGUCACAUCUCCUCAGCCACCCCCCCCUCCAACACACACACACACACACACACACACACACAAACACUCACACACACCUUGUUUGACUGUGCGUCUCCGUCACCGCCCAUGAUCUCCUCUCAUGCUCAACACAUUGACCGCUGCUGUGUUUCUCCAAAGACUUCCUCAGUGUCCUCCUCUAAUCAGCCCAUCCAACCUUGGCUCUGACCUCCUGCAUGUACCCCCUUUGCACUCCUCCACUUCCUGAGCCGCUGCAGCUCUGCAGCCGAGAUCUGGUAGACAGCUGGCCCUGAUUUGGCCAAGAUCUGGCCCUGAGGGGAUCAGAAACUCUGACAUCUGACUCUGUUAUCUCUACCGGUCAUUAUCUCCAUCAGGGUCAAGUAGCCAAUCUUGCCAGCCUCCCUGCAUGCCAUGUUGGGGCCUCCUCUACCUACCACCCCCCCAAAUGGCCUCCCCAGUCCUCCCUAAAGCCUUGGACCUCCUCACCUGUCUUCACACUCUCUCAUUGACCUGGGUCACCCUGGCCCCUGCAAAAAAACCCAAAAAAACACUCUCAACAGACCAUAAUACAACUCUGUACAGUGGUUCCUAUCACUGAUGUUUCUGGCAACAUCAUUAAAACUCACCCAAGAGCCUGGUGUGUGGCGGGGCUUGCUACUUGCUUGUUAGUGUGAAGAGGUGCUCAGGUGUGGAGUCGACAUUCACAGUUCUAGGUUCCGCCGCAAGCUGGGUUAUUCCCUGGGCUGGUUGUGUCAGCGUUACUCUGUUUCUGUGUCUAAAUAGUCUUACUUUUUGUAUCUGUCUGUCUGUCUGUGACAUUUUACAUGUGCAUGUCUGUCUGUCUGUCUGUCUGUCAUUUUACAUGUGCAUGUCUGUUUGUUUGUGUCAUUGUACAUGUGCAUGUCUGUGUCUCUACCAGUGUUACUGUCUCUCAGUCUUAACCAGUCUUUCUGUGUGUCUACCUGCCUGUUUCAUCUGUCUGUCUGUCUGUUUUUCUGUCUGCCUGCCUGCCUGCCUGCCUGUCUUUCUGACGUUCCCUGUGCGUGCAUGUCAGUAUGUGUCUCUGUCCUCUCUGUAGACGGCUCACUCGUAUCCUCACCGCUGUGUAGCCCAAUGCAAUAACCACUCUAUUAGCGUGUGUGUUGAUCUCGCUUAGCAAUGCCAGAGACUGUCCCAUCGCUCACUAAACUUCUGCACAAUGUUAUUGUUCCAUCCCUUUCUCCUCCAACUCCUCCUCCUCCUCCUCCUCCUCCUCCUCCUGCUCCUGCUUCUACUCUGUCUUUCUGUGAUCACAAUCCAGCUGAACCUCAGAGCUCUGAAAAGUCCUGGUAUUAUUCAUGUGCUUCUCAGGCAUAUGAUCCCCAGACCAGACCACACACACACACACGCACACAGACACACACACACACACACACACACACACACACACACACACAGACACACACACAUGCACACAGACACACACACACACACAGACACACACACACAGACACAUUCAUCUACACACAUUUCAGAUUAGAUCCAUACUGGGAGCAAGUGCCUCCAAGAUGCUUCUCUGUUUGUGUGUGUGUGUACACAGUAGUACUGGCAUGAGCUUGGCUGUCACCGUUGUCCCCCUUUUUGGCAAGACUGACAAUGGACUAGUCAGUGAACUAUCAGCUGUGGGUCAGCCUCACCUGAUCCAGGGUCAGACACGGGUCAUUAAGGGGUUGAUGGUGAAGAGUCACUGAGAGCAUAGCCCACCCACCCUUCCCCGGCACCAGGGCUCCUGUGGUCUGGAACGCACUGCCUCAGUAGGCCACGGAAUAAACUAUGGAGUGUGUGAGGUUGUGUUUUUUUACAUGUAUCUGAUGGCUGAGACAGCACAGGCCUCAUUGAUCCCAUAAUUAAGAUAAUAGAACCAAACUCAGCAUAGGAAAUACAGCACUGAUAUGACUGCAGCUAGACUGGAGACUGGAGCACUUUGCUUUGGUAGCAUUAAUAUGGAGAUGUGCUGUCCAUGAGUAGAUAACAGACCCUGCAUUACAGAUCACAUCAUAGCUGCUUCAGUCAAUAAUAUUCUCAGUUGUAUGCUCAGUAGUAUUGCUCAGCUGUUACUUUUAACAGAAUUACAGAUUCCGGUUGAUUAACGGUCUACACGAGGUAGGUGUUAAGUCCUACAAGCACUAAAGCGAAUGGGAUUAAAUGUCAGCUAAACUCGCUGAACGUUGAAUAAACAGCGCACACAUAUCACUACAAUGACCAUAAUAUUAUGUAAGCACAGAAGCUCCAUGCUCCCAUGACUGUCAUUUAGUUCAGACACUCUCCUCCAUGCUGUAGGCUGCUCCAGGUAGCAGGGCACUCUGCACUAGAUCCAGCAUGGCCCUGGCGCUGGGAUUGGGUUGGGUCAGGAUGGAGCAGGAUCUGUACCUUAUGGGUCAGUGUCUGGUUACUCACUUACCAUUGCUAUCCCCCCACCACACACACACACACACCCUCAUGUCCAGGUCUAUACAUAUCAGAGGCCACUCCACCCCCACAGCCUGCCUGUCAGCCAGUGGCCAGCCUAGCAGGGAGAUGGCUGCAUGUGGAGGCAAGGUCCCAUCCAGCCCCAUUGUCUGCUCGACGCAGCUGUGGUGAGAACAGCUAAAUUAUAACACACCCCAACAAACUGGCUUUUCUGUGGAACAGUGAAACAAAACUCGGCUUUGUCCUCUGAUUACUUUUAUUUUUUGUUUUCUUUUGUUUUGUUUGAGUUGGAUUUAUUAUUUCUCUCUCUCUCUCUCUCUCUCUUUCUCUGUAACACAUUUAUAGCUUAAGUGCAUCUGUUUUAAUAUUAUUACAAUAAUUAUUAUUUUGUUGCAAAA
Alosa sapidissima (American shad) is the source of this 4504-nucleotide messenger RNA. RefSeq names its product arginyl-tRNA--protein transferase 1. Gene Ontology annotation, biological process: protein arginylation. The transcript has 12 exons. NCBI's taxonomy places the organism in Eukaryota, Metazoa, Chordata, Actinopteri, Clupeiformes, Clupeidae. Bases 88 to 1587 code for a protein of 499 amino acids. The record is from RefSeq and is a predicted model, not a curated record. Gene Ontology annotation, molecular function: arginyl-tRNA--protein transferase activity. Gene Ontology annotation, cellular component: cytoplasm.